UUCAAAUCAUAAUGGGAAAACUAAAUUUGUAUUUAUUUUUUUCGAUAUCUAUUUAUUUUAUAAAUAUAGCACUGGGUUCUAAACCAGAAGAUCCGACGUAUAAGGUUGGUGUAGUAGAAUUUAAUCGUGCAAAAGGCAAUGAUGAGAAUAUAACUUUAGAAGAGAAUAUUGUUAAUGUUGGCAAUUUACUAAGAAAUUAUUUGUUUCCUGGAACACCUGGUGAAGAUGUUGAUAUUGUAAUUUUCCCUGAAUCAGUGUUAAAUACCUAUAAAAAUCCAGUUUUCGUACCGAAUCCUGACGAAAAAAAAAUUUUAUGUGAUAAAAAAGAAAAUAAUCCGGAAUUAUUAAAUACUUUAUCUUGUUGGGCUAUUAUUUUCCGUAAAUAUAUAGUAUUUAAUUUGGUCGAAAAAACAGAAUGUACUGUAGAAAGCCAAAAUGAAUUAAAUGAUGAUCGACCGUGUGGUCAAGAUGGAAUCAAUAGAUAUAAUACAAAUAUAGUUUUUGACAGAAAUGGUGCUAUAAUUGCAAGAUAUAGAAAGGUCAAUCCAUACGGAGAAACUUUAAUAAAUACAACUAUAACACCAGAUUAUUCAACAUUUGAUACAGAUUUUGGUGUUAAAUUUGGAACAGCAAUAUGUUUUGAUUUAUUAUUUAAAACUCCAAUUCAAGAACUUGUAGAAAAAUAUGGUGUUACUGAUAUUGUAUUCCCAACUUAUUGGUUUUCCGAAUUACCAUUUUUAACAGCUAACCAAAUUCAACAAGGAUGGUCAUAUGGAAACAAUGUAAAUUUCUUAGCAGCUGGUGGAAAUGCUCCAGAAACUGGUACAACUGGAACAGGAAUAUUUUCUGGUAAAUCUGGUGCACUUGUUUCAAAAAUGUACAAUUACGUGUCAUCUGAAAUGUUAAUAUCUGCGGUACCGAAAAUGGGUCGUAAAGACGGGAUUAAAAUUAACCAUCAAGGAAAUGUAUUACAUGCCCCUAAUAUAAUCCCAAAUAAAUUAAAAGGAUUAAAAAUGAAACGUGACAAGUCUGUAGAUGAAUUCGUUUCAAAACUAAUUGAAGAAGAAGGAAAUACAACCGCAGAGUUAUGCUUUGAGGAUAUUUGCUGUGAAUUUGACGUUGACGUUAAAACUUUUAGAAAACAAGAUGGUUAUGAAUAUUAUUAUUACAGAAUGGUGGCAUUUUCGGGAACUCGGACUCAUGGGAAUGGAACAAAAACAACUAAAUACAAAACCUGUGCUAUCAUUGCUUGUACAGAUGAUAAAAAUUUAGAAAGCUGUGGCAAAAUAUUUAGUGACGAAACAAAACAGCAAAAUUAUUAUUCUUUUAAUAAAAUUGUUAUUGAUGGAAAGUUCAGUGAUUCAAAGGAUGUUUUAUUUACUCCAAAUUCCGUUGAACAAUCAUUUAGACCUUUGCCGUACAGGGCAUUCAAUUUCACAGUGGAAGAUAAUGAUGACGGAAAAUUGGUUAAAAUGGAAUUAAAAGCUGAAAGUGCUGAUCUACUAACAUUUGGUAUUUACGUUCUCGAUUAUAAAACCUCAAAUGCUAAACAAAAUUUACCAAGUAUAUUCAUUUUUAGUGUUACAAUAAUGAUUUUAUGCUUUUUAAAAGAUUCAGAAAUUGUUUAAAGUUUUUUUUUCAAUACCUUAAAUUAAUUGUAAUUUAGUUAUUUGAUUUAUAAAAGUUUUUAGUUCUCAAAAUAUUUCCAAGAUAAUAUUGAUGAAUCUUUAAAAAUGAAAUAUAAUAUUUUACAUACAUUUCAGUAUUUUACAAAAAUUAGAACAAAUAAUGUUAUGAUAAGUAAUAGGUAGUAAAAAGAGAUGUAUGUACAGAUUUGUUAAAUUACUUAAAUAAAUUUUUAAAUAUAAAUUUUGCUGCUAUUUCAAAAGAACUAAAACCUUAAUAAGCAUAAAAUUUUAAAAAUCGGAAAUUAGACUAUUUGUUUUAUAAACAAUUAAAUCUUAUCCGAAAAGUAAUAUUAUAUUUAAAAUUUUGCUUGCAAUUGAACUGAUGUCCUUGAUCGAUCGUAUUUCUGGAGAAUUUAUUAAAAUUGAAUGCUGAAUGUUAUGUUUAUUCACUUUUAGUACAUAUUUUCGCUUUUGAUUAUAAAAUUUAGAACACCCGACUAAAUCUAAUGAGGAACAAAUAAUUAUAUUUAAUGUUCAGAUUAAAAUUAAUCGUUCAAAGUGUUUGUUAUAUAAUGAGAAAAUUGAAAAUUCGGUAUAUUUAGUAUUAUUGUUAAACAACAAAAUCAAGAAAUUGUUCCAUUAAUUUGUAAAAUAUUUGCCAUUCACAAAUUACGUCAGUUUAUGUCGAAUUAUUGCUAAUUUGUAAUAAUUAAUUUGUUAAAAAUUUAAAAUAGCUAUUAUUC
Condylostylus longicornis is the source of this 2371-nucleotide messenger RNA. Its product is annotated as vanin-like protein 1. NCBI's taxonomy places the organism in Eukaryota, Metazoa, Arthropoda, Insecta, Diptera, Dolichopodidae. The transcript has 5 exons. The record is from RefSeq and is a predicted model, not a curated record. The coding region runs from base 12 to 1628 and encodes 538 amino acids.